AUGGCUGCGAAGCGCAGUCUGCGGCUGCUGCCUCUCGCAGUCGCAGGUGUGUUGUGGCUCUGCCGGUCAUCCCUUUCUCUUCGAGGCGCUGCAGCACCGUUGUCUUUCGCCUUCCCAAGGGCCAGAGAUGCCGAGAAGAUGCGAUUAGCCAAGUACGAGACCGCAGACGGCAACCCAGUCAAUGCGCUGUUAAAGCCACAGAAAGACGAGGACGAGGACAGCCUGGAGGAAACCACAGAAGAAAAAGUGAAAGCUGGUGCUAUUCUAUCGUCCUACGCUUUGGCCUUCGUGAUCCCGUUGGCCUUCCUGGCAGCCGUCAUCCUGUCAAUUUGGACGCCCGGCACCGACGUGGAAAUCGGAGCAUCGAAGAGUUCCCCCUAUCGCAGCAUGGGGGCGAUCUCGCGGUUUGACGACGAGAUGGACAGACAAAGGACUCUUCUGACCCAGCUACCGGUGUUCGUGCUUCGAAUUCAGAAGCCGACCGGGACCACGCAGGGGCUUCGCUUCGGCAAAGUUUGGCGCCAUUGCCGACGACUGCCGGCGUGGCAGCGCUUCCUGCUGUGGUGUGUCGCUUGGUUGGCCUUCUUGCAGCUUGCCGAUUCUGGGAGGUCUAAUGGGCCGUCUAGUUGGGCGAUGAUUGGAGUGACAGGCUCUGCCAAGGCGGGAGGAUCGGAGCCGAGAGGGCCCAGCGUGCUAGUGGAGGCUAAGCCGAAGACACGAAGCAAAGAGCCGAGCACGAACCGGCCCUUCGGGGAAUACAAGGACGGGAGGGUCAGAGGUGCAGACAGCACGGCAGAGGAGGAAGAAAAUGACGACGAUGAAGAUGCAGACGAGGAUGAUGACGGGGAUGAUGACGAGGAUGAUGAGGACGAUGAAGACGACGGUGACGACGAAGACGAGGAAGGGGAUGACAAGAUCGAAGAGAAGCUCGACGAGCAGGAGAAAAGGAUCGAUCAAGACCGUGGCAAAGCAGAGGACAACACUUGGAGAGUGAAAGCCGCGAGCUCUGAUGAAACCCUGCAGGAAGAGGUCGCCACCAUCAUGCAAGGAGAGGCUGGAUCUUGCUCGCAGCCAACAAAUUCCUCAACUGAUGUUUGUUGCCGCGGCGCUGUGGCGCGGAUACAGACCACCGCCAAGCUGAGGAGUUCGUAUUUGCAAUCUCCACGAGACCCGACGAACCUCCAGAGCUGGUGGUCUCAGUUGGCGCCUUCCACGGCAAGGUGGUACCAACAGCGCGCUUCAGACGAAGCUGCUGGCCAUCGGUGGAGUGGCAUCGCGGUGCUGGUUGUUGGCCAGGUUCGAGCUGGCACGGAAGACCGCGUGACUCGCAACAUCCACCAGCAUGUAUUCCAGGCGAUGCCAACAUCGCGUCAUCACAUCUUCGCGGUUCUGGAGUUUACUCAGAGUGGCUUCACGUGGCGCGGGCAGAACCACAGCAAACGUCACUACAGCAGAGAUUUCACUGAGGAGCAGGUUAAGGAAAUGCUGGCCAAGUACGGAGGUAACUACACUUUGGCGGAGUGGACGCUGGAAGAUGUGGAACGAGAGAAGGACGUGUACUCAAGUUGCACCAACCAGGCAAAAGCAGGCCUGGGCUUGACCCAGCAGUACCUGAAGUUUGCUCGAGCUUUGGAGCUGAUGCGUAAGCAUGAAGAAGCAGACGGUCAGCGCUUUUCCCUGGUGCUCAGGAUUCGACCAGACAUUAUGUACAUUGGCAGCGUGGCCUCGGCUCUGCGAUACCGCCUUGAAGAAGCGACAGCUCCAGUGAAUUCCACGGUCCCUUUCGUGUGCGGUUCAAUUGGAGGUGGAGGUGGUGACGCAGUGUUGAUGGUGGACAGAUCUGCUGCGACUGUCCUGGGCAACGUUUGGCGCUCCCUUCGUGGUUGUCGCCUCGAAAACGUGGAUGACUGCCAGUCUUGGCCAGCAAUCUUUGGAGCUUGCCUGGCUCGUCCGAGUCCGAGACACUUGCGCAAUCUCGUCCGGGAGCAGUGCGAGCACGGGUGGGCUCCGGUGUUUCUGCGUCAUGGUGUCCCGAACUCUGACUGUGGCAUCAGUGGAAUUAUCGCGGAGCCUCCCCGCGGGCCUCCCAACAGGUGA
Molecule: messenger RNA, 2097 nt
Organism: Symbiodinium sp. CCMP2456
Lineage: Eukaryota; Dinophyceae; Suessiales; Symbiodiniaceae
Source: the annotation of a GenBank genome assembly